AUGUGCGAUGAAGACUUUACCCCUGCCGGUGCCGAUGUUGUCAUGAGCGACGAGGGUCGUCAAGAACGUUUGGAGUUCCGCGCCCGAGUCAUCCUCGAGACCGCAAUGAAGUGGUUUCCGAAACCAGCCCUGGUGCUCACCAACGUCACCAUGCUUCAGUUCCAGACGAGAGCUCAAGCCUUUGCUGCCGCGUGCGACUUUCUUGCCGACAACCCUGUUGCUCUUGACGAAGUUGUUCAUGACCGGGAAGUCGAUGCCGCUGGUUACGAAGAGGAAGAAGAAUGGGAAGGUUGUUCUACAGCUACCUGA
Messenger RNA from Aureobasidium namibiae CBS 147.97, 309 nucleotides. RefSeq lists its product as uncharacterized. The record is from RefSeq and is a predicted model, not a curated record. NCBI's taxonomy places the organism in Eukaryota, Fungi, Ascomycota, Dothideomycetes, Dothideales, Saccotheciaceae. The transcript has 3 exons. Bases 1 to 309 code for a protein of 102 amino acids.